Molecule: messenger RNA, 1344 nt
Organism: Carassius auratus (goldfish)
Lineage: Eukaryota; Metazoa; Chordata; Actinopteri; Cypriniformes; Cyprinidae
Gene: tnnt3b
Product: troponin T type 3b (skeletal, fast)
Exons: 13
Coding region: 321-1040 (239 amino acids)
Biological process (GO): regulation of muscle contraction; muscle contraction; sarcomere organization
Cellular component (GO): troponin complex
Molecular function (GO): tropomyosin binding; troponin I binding; troponin C binding
Source: RefSeq, a predicted model, not a curated record
CAGACCCUCAGCAUGCGCUCCCUCAUAACUUGGGCUUAUUUUGGCUUGCCUUGUGCUAUGACAGACAUAGCGAUUGGGUGCCUCAGCUUUCCAAAUCUGAUCAUCCUUUCAUCCAGUACAUACUGUAGGUCUCCAUAUGGUCCAGAUUCCCCCAUCCCCCCACAUUCACUCUUCAGCCAAUGAGAUUCCUCAGAAGAUCAAGUAUCACUAUAAGUCAAGGACUUAAGAAGUUUCAAGGUUCGCAGAAUCUUGCAGCCCGUCUUCGCCAUCAAGACACUCUCUUCCUUCAUCUUUUCUGAGGUCUAAAGCUCCCUCUCAUCAUGUCCGACACGGAGGACGUUGGGGUCGAUGAGUACGAAGAAGGAGAGGCCUAUGAAGAGGAAGAGGAGAAGCCCAAGUUCAAACCAAGUGCACCAAAGAUCCCUGAUGGGGAAAAGGUGGACUUUGAUGACAUCCAGAAGAAGCGUCAAAACAAAGACCUGGUUGAGCUGCAGGCCCUGAUUGAUGCCCACUUUGAGCACAGGCAGAAGGAAGAGGAAGAGCUUAUUGCUCUGAAAGACAGAAUCGAGAAAAGGAGGUCUGAGAGGGCAGAACAGCAGAGGAUCCGCGCUGAGAAGGACAAGGAACGUCAGGCAAGACGUGAGGAAGAGAGGCUGAGGAAGGAGGAGGCUGAUGCUAAGAAGAGAGCAGAUGAAGAUGCCAAGAAGAAGUCUGCCCUGUCUAACAUGGGCUCGCAGUACAGCAGCUACCUGCAGAAGGCUGAUUCAAAGAGGGGAGGUAAGAAGCAAACUGAAAGAGAGAAGAAGAAGAAGAUUCUGGCAGACAGACGCAAACCACUGAACAUUGACCAUCUGAAUGAGGACAAGCUGAGGGAGAAAGCUAAAGAGCUGUGGGACUGGUUGUACCAACUGGAGGCUGAGAAGUUUGAGCACAUUGAGAAACUCAAGAGGCAGAAGUAUGAGGUUACUACCCAGCGUAAGAGAGUGGAGGAGCUCAGUAAAUACUCCAAGAAGGGCGCUGCUGCUCGCCGCAGAAAGUAAGCUUUCAUGGAGGAAUCUACACUCGUGGUCAAGACAAGCCUGCUCCCUGUGUCUCUGGGCUCUGCCUUCAAUCACCAGGCAUCUCUGAUCCCAACCAAUGUUUGCAGUUUACCAGAGGCUAUCAAAGGCGAUCUUCCACACCCUGCAUGACAUUAACACUGUCCUGUCUUAGCAGUAGUUGCAGUAGGAACAUCCCCCCUUGCUCUGUCUUAUGGCUCUCACCUUCCGUUUUUGUAAAUAAUGUUUGGCUCACCAGCUUUAUCUGUUGCAUCUGGCAGUUCAAUAAAAUUAUUCUUCAAGACUG